CUAUUCACUGCUGGACCUCAAGACGCGGUCGAAUUCAUGCAGUAGCAUUGGCGCAGUGACGUCAUAACGAACGCUAGUGGAAGGACUCGUGAAGGUCGACCGUCACAGUACGUCGUCUCUACGGCAACCUGAGGUAAACAUUCCCUCUCGCUUACCGAGUUGGGCCACAUGGCUGCUCCGGAGAUGGCGCCCCUGAGGAAUGUGUGUUUCGGAAGUUCCCAGGAGCGCAAGCUGUUCCCGUCCCACUGCGCUCCCGAUCGGCUGGGCAACGAGCUGGCGCCCCGGCGGGGGGGCUCGCACCUCGGCCCCGGCUGCUACGACAACCACACCGUGGGCACCAUCGUCUAUGAGCUGGAAAGGAAACCGGAGAGCAGGAAGGGGUACACCCUGGCUGCACGGACUGCCCCCCGCCUCCUGCCCACUGCACAGGCUGUGACUCCCUCACCACAGCAUUACCAGAAAGACUGGACCCGCCCACGCCCCCUCCUGCCCAGUGCUGCGCCCUUCUGCUCUAGCGCGCAAAGAUUCCAGAGUUGGCAUGCCCUGUGCGACUCCCAUCCUGGACCAGGAGCUUAUGCUCAUGAUACUGCUCAGAACAGGAAGGUGUCCUGGCCAAUGAAGUUUGGCUCCCCAGACUGGAAUCAAGUGCCAUCCCUGGAGAAAAGGUCCCUGAGGACAGAGCUUCUCUGUGACAAAGAAUUCCAAAAACGCAGGAAUAGGAUUGCUUACUUCAGCCUGUUCUAUAGCUGAGCCUGUGUGCCUGGGCUGUGGUCAGCACCGUCUGUCACUCGCUCAGAUCACAGAAUGUGGAACAUUAUAUACAUGUGCACAGGGAAGACAGAUCCGGUAUUGCCUUUCCUUUCGCAUUCCCCUCCAGUCUCCUGUGUAAUAUAUUGCCAAUGGACUGACGCCUCCUGAUCAGUCCCACCACACUCUGCAUGCUGAUCAGCUCACAUGAUGUCCAGCCUCCACCUAUGUCUCCAGGCAUCUGCUUCCCUUCUAUUCCCUUCUUAACAUGUCUUAUUUCACAGUUGUUUUUUUGCUUAAAGGGACAAAAUAAAGUUUAGAUUAAUUUGCAUUUGU
Lepisosteus oculatus (spotted gar) is the source of this 1083-nucleotide messenger RNA. The record is from RefSeq and is a predicted model, not a curated record. NCBI's taxonomy places the organism in Eukaryota, Metazoa, Chordata, Actinopteri, Semionotiformes, Lepisosteidae.